Cetraspora pellucida is the source of this 2076-nucleotide messenger RNA. The record is from the annotation of a GenBank genome assembly. Lineage: Eukaryota; Fungi; Glomeromycota; Glomeromycetes; Diversisporales; Gigasporaceae.
AUGCGGUUUUAUGAAGAAGAAGUGAAAGAAUACGUUGGCCUAAAAAAUCAAGGAGCAACAAGUUAUUUAAAUGUCGAGUUGCAAUUAUUAUAUAGCAUAAAAUAUUUUUGCAAGGCGAUAUAUCAAAUCCCCACAGAAGAUGAUGAUCCAAAUAAAAGUAUUCCUUUGGCUAUGCAAAGGAUUUUUUAUCAAUUAGAAGAAUCAAAUACUCCAGUUGAAACGACAGAAUUAACGAGAACUUUAGGAUGGAAUGCGAUAGAUAGUUUUAUACCAUAUGAUGCGCAGGAAUUUAAUAGAUUGCUACUAGGUAAUUUAGAGUAUAAAAUGAAGGAUGCUAUUUCCAAACUAUUUAUAGGAAAGAUGAAGAGUUAUGUUAAAUGUGUCAAUGUAAAUUAUGAAAGUUCUCAUAUUGAAGAUUACUAUGAUAUUCAACUCAAUGUAAAAGGGUGCAAAACUUUAAAUGAUUCUUUUCUAGAAUAUAUUCGUGAAGAAUCUUGUGAAGAAAAUAAUAAAUACAAAACUGAAACAUAUGGUUUACAAAAUGCAAAGAAAGGAGUAAUUUUUGAAAGUUUUCCACCAGUACUACGAAUACAAUUAAAACGGUUUGAACAUGAUAUGAAAAGAGAUGCUACAGUUAAGAUAAAUGACUGUCUUGAAUAUCCAAUGGAAAUUGAUUUACAAAACUAUUUAUCAUCAGAUAACAAUGAGUCAAAGCCACAUAAUUAUUUACUUCAUGGAGUAAUUGUUCAUAGUGGUGAUUUACAUGAAGGCAGCUAUUAUGCUUUUUUAAAACCAGAGAAGAAUGGCAAAUGGUUCAAAUUUGAUGAUGACAGAGUUAUAUCUGUAAUAGAUAAAGAAGUACUUGAAGAUAAUUACGGAGGUGGAAUAGCAAUUGGAACAAGUGCAUAUAUAUUGGUAUAUAUCCAUGAAUCUGAUAUCGACUUUGUACAGUCACCUGUGCUUUAUAAAGACAUACCCGAAAAUUUGCAAAAACGCUUAGCUGAAGAGAAGGUUUUAUAUGAAAAGAAAAAAAAAGAAGCUGAAGAGCGUCAUUUAUAUUUGACUAUUAAGAUUGUGACUUUAACUACCUUUGCGCACCAUCAAGGGUUUGAUCUCGCUAAUUUUGACGAUCAACAAUAUCCACUAUCUGAUGUUCUACAAUUGAAGGUUUUGAAAAGUGAUGCAUAUGGGAUUUUCAAAGCACAAGUUGCUCAUCAUUUUGGGAUUUCGGAAGAUCAAAUGAGGUUUUGGGUUUUUGCAAAUCGCCAAAAUAAGACUGUUAGACCAGAUACCCCAAUACAAGCCCAUUGGCCUGGCUUAAUAAUGGAAGAAAUUUAUAUGAAAAUGGCUCCAAGACAAAAUGAAAUGAAAUUAUUUUUGGAAGUGGCAGAUAAACCAAUUAUCGGCAAAACAUGGUUCCGAAAAACGGAUGGGAAUUCUCAUAGAAUGAUUUUCAUCAAAUACUUUAAUCCCGAUACACAAUCUCUAGAAGGACUGUGUCAUGUAUAUGUUCAAACGUUUGGUAAAGUUGGUGAUAUUAUUCCAAUUCUUUGCAAGAAAAAGAAAUUUCCACGACGCACCUCAUUGAAAAUAUAUAAGGAGAUAAAACCAAACAUGAUUGAAGAGAUGAAACUAAAAUUGACUUUUCAACAAUCUGAGAUACGAAAUGGUGAUAUAAUUUGCUUCCGAAAAGCUUUAACAAAACAAGAAGUAAAAAAACAUACUGUUGCAGGUCGAAUUUGCGAUAUUCCUACAUUCUAUGAGUCAUUAUCUAUGCGUAUUGUCGUUCAAUUUAAACCAAAACAUAAAGACCGGGAACAAAAACCAGAAUUUGAUUUGGUUUUAAAUAAGAAGUACACAUAUGAUGAAGUUGCUAAUUGUGUUGCUGUUUAUCUAAACACGAAUCCUUUGAAAUUACGAUUUACAACAGCAUAUCCAACUACUGGUAAAUACAAAAUUGGAAUUGAAAGUACGACCACGCAAACACUGUCAGAAAUGCUUCAAACAACCCAUCUUGAUUCAAUAAACCUUUUGUAUUAUGAGACGCCUGACAUUAGUAUUUUAUAUAGAGGAUAA